UUCACCAAAAUGGUUCAGUUUGUGAUCAGUUCAACCCUCUUCUUCCUAGGAACCUUUCAUGCCACCCAUUUACUCUUACUCUUCCUCACUUUCACGUUUCCAAACAGUUCUCCAUCAGCCACACUUACCGACUCAACAGACAAAUUAGCAUUACUCAACUUCAAAUCACACAUAAUUGAAGAUCCUGAAGGAGUCUUAUCCUCAUGGAACACCUCUCUCCAUUUCUGCGACUGGAUUGGUGUCACAUGUUCCCUCAAACACCAAAGAAUCACCAGAUUAGACCUCCAAGCCCAUCAGCUCACCGGAACCAUCUCUCCAGCCAUCGGAAAUCUCUCAAUCCUCCGAUCCCUCGACCUCGGCGACAACUCGUUCCAUGGCGAAAUCCCCGUAGAACUCAGCCACCUGUCCAGGCUUCAAAACCUCAACUUGAGCUUCAAUUUCUUGACGGGUACAAUCCCCACCAACCUGUCUCGAUGUUCUGACCUUGCAAAUCUUCUGUUAGACCAUAACUACCUUGUAGGCCACAUUCCUCCUCAACUCGGCUCACUCUCCAACCUCGUAAUGCUGUACCUUAAAAACAACAAUCUUACAGGCACUGUCCCGGGUACAAUUGGAAACGUCACGUCUCUCCAAGAACUAUACUGGUCGUAUAGUUACAAUCUGGAGGGAGAAUUACCAGACUCCAUGUCCCAAAUGCGGAGUCUAACGAUGCUCGGAUUGUCGGUAAACAGACUGUCGGGAUUUUUUCCUCACUCGAUUUACAAUCUUUCUUCUCCAUCAGCCACACUUACCGACUCAACAGACAAAUUAGCAUUACUCAACUUCAAAUCACACAUAAUUGAAGAUCCUGAAGGAGUCUUAUCCUCAUGGAACACCUCUCUCCAUUUCUGCGACUGGAUUGGUGUCACAUGUUCCCUCAAACACCAAAGAAUCACCAGAUUAGACCUCCAAGCCCAUCAGCUCACCGGAACCAUCUCUCCGGCCAUCGGAAAUCUCUCAUUCCUCCGAUCCCUCGACCACGGCGACAACGCAUUCCAUGGCGAAAUCCCCCUAGAACUCAGCCACCUGUCCAGGCUUCAAAACCUCAACUUGAGCUUCAAUUUCUUGACGGGUACAAUCCCCGCCAACCUGUCUCGAUGUUCUGACCUUGCAAAUCUUCUGUUAGACCAUAACUACCUUGUAGGCCACAUUCCUCCUCAACUCGGCUCACUCUCCAACCUCGUAAUGCUGUACCUUAAAAACAACAAUCUUACAGGCACUGUCCCGGGUACAAUUGGAAACCUCACGUCUCUCCAAGAACUAUACUUGUCGUAUAAUUACAAUCUGGAGGGAGAAUUACCAGACUCCAUGUCCCAAAUGCGGAGUCUAACGAUGCUCGGAUUGUCGGUAAACAGACUGUCGGGAUUUUUUCCUCACUCGCUUUACAAUCUUCCGUCGCUCGAGCUCAUAUCUUUAUCCUUCAACAAGUUCAGUGGUAAUCUCAGACCCAACAUUGGGGUUGUUUUUCCCAAUCUCCGGAAUCUUUACUUGGCAAACAAUUUCUUCACUGGUCCCAUACCCGAUUUGCUGUCAAAUGCUUCGCAGAUUUCAAGGAUUGACAUUCCUUACAAUAAUUUCACAGGCAAUGUACCUAUGAGUUUUGGGAAUUUACAGAGUUUGUGGUGGUUCAAUGUUCUUGACAAUGAUCUCGGAAGUGGUAGACCGGAUGAUCUGAGUUUCAUAACUUCUCUGACCAAUUGCAGCCAGAUAGAAUUCCUGGACAUUGCUGACAACCGUUUCGGAGGCGUGUUGCCGAGCUAUCGCCAAUCUGUCAACCCAAUUGACGAAGUUACUUGUCUGUGGAAACAGAAUUCAUGGAACUAUACCUGCAGUUAUUGCCAACCUCUUCAACUUGGACACACUCAGUAUGGGGGAAAACUUUCUUACAGGUAAAAAAAGGAUUUCGUUCGAAUCAAAUAGA
Molecule: messenger RNA, 1960 nt
Organism: Camellia sinensis
Lineage: Eukaryota; Viridiplantae; Streptophyta; Magnoliopsida; Ericales; Theaceae
Source: RefSeq, a predicted model, not a curated record